Messenger RNA from Anopheles maculipalpis, 1413 nucleotides. RefSeq lists its product as uncharacterized. The record is from RefSeq and is a predicted model, not a curated record. The coding region runs from base 1 to 1413 and encodes 470 amino acids. Gene Ontology annotation, cellular component: nucleus. Lineage: Eukaryota; Metazoa; Arthropoda; Insecta; Diptera; Culicidae. Gene Ontology annotation, molecular function: DNA binding; nucleosome binding. The transcript has 2 exons.
AUGGUAAUACAGCGUGUUUGGCGUAGUUCGGCUGCCUCGUCGUCGCUCAGUGUGCCAGCGUCAGCUGCUGGUACGGUGGUCACUUCCGCCAUUUCCUCGGCGGCGGCCACAUCAGUGGCGACGACAGUUGCAACAAGUGCCUGCGAAACUUCGUCAACAAACAGCAACGGUGGUGCGGUGGCCAAUGCUUCCGAAUCGGAGGCUAGCGCUGGAUUGCAUACGGGCAUGAGACAGAAGCUGAAAAACACCCUGUCCGGUGAGGCAACACUGGAAGCGUUAAAGCAACGCUACGGUACGGGCCGGUCGUUCGUAAGCCAAACGGCCAACGAUGCGGCCAUUAAAUCGUUAGAGCUCCUGCGUGCCAACAUUCAGUGCUACUUCGACAAGGAGGUAGACACGAUUGUGAAGAAAUUCCAUCAAACGUACUUUGUGCCAGCGAUUCGAAACAUUAAGGAAAAUCUGGGCGACGGUGCGAUAUCCGACGAGGCUCUGAAGAGCGUGUUCUGUUCGCUGCUGGAAAAUACAAAGACACAGUACGCAAGUCAGCUUUCUUCACCGGCUGGCAAUUCGCUGUCCCGUGCCAACACGCCCGGCAUGGAGCUGAGUGAUUCGGAUUCCAGCACCGACAAUGCACCGGCAGCUGGAGCGGCCACAAGUCUACUACACCAAGCAUUGAAACGGAAACUUCCCGAACCGAACCAGCCGGAUUUGUUUAAGCGACAGUACUUUCUGCAUGGUCCCAUAUUCCCGCACGCUCAGUACCAAAGUUUAGCAACGUCCCAAGCAAAUAGCGGAACCGGUUCCAGCCUAGCGGCCGGUGUUACAACCCGAACCACGAACCUUUCCUUUCCAACCACCGUCAUCACACCGGAGAGUUUGUUCAUACUGGACUUUAAGGCAGCUCGCGUACUAGGCAUUUCCGACUUUCGUGACCGGCUGGCCAACAAACAUCCCGAGGUGCUACGCUACUGUCCCGACACACAGGAUCGGGAUUGGCUGCUGCAACAGAAGCAGGUAACUCCACUGAACAAAAACGGUCGGUUCUUUCUACUAGCGCUGGACGAUGUUAAAAAGCUUAUCGAACGAAACGCGUUCGACCAUACCGGUGCCGGCAGUCGGUCGGGUGAUCUGCAGGGCUUUAAGGUGACGGAAAUGAUUUAUGGCAAAAUACAGAAGCUGCUCAAGGAGCUUACUGAACGGCAACGCGCAACGACAGAUUGUUUCGAAUCACCCAAGGUACCGCAGACCACCGGCAUGGCAGCUGGCAGGCCUCGCAUCUCAUCACUCAGUUCCUCGCAUGCGACGCUGACGGCACUGCUGUCGACGCCACACUCACAGCCAGGCAGCCAGGAGUCGGUUAGCAGCUCCACUACGGUGGCCAGUCUGGAGGUUGGCGAGCUGAAGCGUAGCUAA